Parus major (Great Tit) is the source of this 2100-nucleotide messenger RNA. Its product is annotated as glycine receptor alpha 4 (pseudogene). Gene Ontology annotation, cellular component: neuron projection; plasma membrane; synapse. Gene Ontology annotation, biological process: chemical synaptic transmission; signal transduction; nervous system process. Gene Ontology annotation, molecular function: glycine binding; transmembrane signaling receptor activity; chloride channel activity. The transcript has 10 exons. The record is from RefSeq and is a predicted model, not a curated record. Bases 19 to 1512 code for a protein of 497 amino acids. NCBI's taxonomy places the organism in Eukaryota, Metazoa, Chordata, Aves, Passeriformes, Paridae.
GCUGCGGGCUGCGGCGGGAUGGGCGCGCUCCGGGCCGGUGCCCUCGCCUUCCUCCUCCUCCUCCUCCUCCUCGGCUGCCUCCUGCCCCGGCGCGGCCCGCUCAGGCUGGUCUCAGGGCGAGAGGAGAUUAAAGCUGGGUCCCGAAGCUCACCCCAGCCCAUGUCACCCUCUGAUUUCCUGGACAAGCUUAUGGGACGAACCUCAGGGUACGACGCCCGCAUUCGACCCAACUUCAAAGGUCCACCUGUCAACGUGACGUGCAACAUCUUCAUCAACAGCUUUGGCUCCGUCACCGAGACCACCAUGGACUACCGGGUGAACGUGUUCCUGCGGCAGCAGUGGAAUGACCCCCGCCUGGCUUACCGGGAGUACCCCGACGACUCCCUCGACCUCGACCCCUCCAUGCUCGAUUCCAUCUGGAAGCCAGACUUGUUCUUUGCCAACGAGAAAGGGGCCAAUUUCCACGAGGUCACCACUGACAACAAGCUCCUGCGCAUCUUCAAGAAUGGCAAUGUGCUCUACAGCAUUAGGCUGACACUGAUCCUGUCCUGCCCCAUGGACCUCAAGAACUUCCCCAUGGACAUCCAGACAUGCACCAUGCAGCUGGAGAGUUUUGGCUACACUAUGAACGACCUCAUCUUCGAGUGGCUGGAGGAGCAGGAGGCCGUGCAGGUGGCAGAGGGCUUGACACUCCCACAGUUCAUCCUCAGGGAUGAGAAGGACCUGGGCUAUUGCACCAAGUACUACAACACAGGCAAGUUCACCUGCAUUGAGGUGAAGUUCCACCUGGAGAGGCAGAUGGGUUACUACCUGAUCCAGAUGUACAUCCCCAGCCUGCUCAUUGUCAUCCUCUCCUGGGUCUCCUUCUGGAUCAACAUGGAUGCGGCACCAGCCCGGGUGGGCCUGGGCAUCACCACGGUGCUCACCAUGACCACGCAGAGCGCCGGCUCCCGGGCCUCCCUGCCCAAGGUGUCCUAUGUGAAGGCCAUUGACAUCUGGAUGGCUGUGUGCCUGCUCUUCGUCUUCGCCGCCUUGCUGGAGUACGCAGCCGUCAACUUUGUCUCCCGCCAGCACAAGGAGUUCAUGCGCCUGCGCCGCCGCCAGCGACGGCAGAGGAUGGGCCUGAGCAGCGGCACGGCCAGCCUGGAGUCCCUGCGGCAGCUGAGCAGCCGGCACAGCAGCGAGCACACCUACGCGACGCUCUCGCAGCUCUCCAGCUCCCGGGAGGAAGAGCUGAGCCGCGAGAGCCGCUUCUACCUGCGAGGCUACGGGCUGGGCCCCUGCCUGCAGCCCAAGGAGGGGGCUGGGGAGGGCCCCGGUGUGUACAGCCCCCCGCCAGCCAGCGCCGUGCUGCGGGAAGGGGAGAGCCUCCGCAGGCGCUACAUCGACCGGGCCAAGCGGAUCGACACCAUCUCCCGAGCCGUCUUCCCCUUCACCUUCCUGGUCUUCAAUAUCUUCUACUGGGUCGUUUACAAAGUGCUGCGCUCAGAGGACAUCCACUCGGUGCCCUGAGGCUGGAAAAGUACGACUGCCUCUUGGUGUGAUCCCCACAGUGUGCCCAGGUGCCACAAGCUCAGCCAGAACUACAUUUCCCUCUAUCCUGGAGCGGUGGCACAGCUGGGCUGAGCCUCGGAGCCUGGACAUGUAGCAGCCCCCGUGCCCCACUGGAUUCCGUAGCACAAAGUGGGGGAUCAACAAUCACAGGUCCCCAUGGUCAGCUGGAGAGAGGGACCCCUCCUGCUUCCUGCAUGGUGUCACCCCCAGGUACCCCAGGAUGCUGUGCUGUCAGGGCACAGGGAAACAGCUACACCCCAGGAAUACUGUGCUGCUGGGGGAAGCCCAGGAGAACCCCAGGUACUUUGGCACAGCCAGUAGCCAGAAAACAUCACCUUCCAGAAAAAUACCCUCCCCCUCUCCACACCUACCACUUUAGGCUGCUGCUUCUCCAGCCUGUGUCACUGAGCUGUGGGCCCCCAGCAGCCAGGAAAGAGCAGGCAGCACUCCUGCCUGCACCUGGACUCUUUGGGGUGCUGGCUGUGGCCCCAUAGCCCCCUGCCCAGCAAUGGACAGGGCCCCUCCAGCCCCACCCAGCUCCAACAC